CACCGCGGACCGCCCGGGGCUGCCGCCGCGCAGCCGGCCGGGUCACCAGGUCAGCGGCUGGGUGAGGGUCGGACGGACAGACCAAGUCGGCAGGCAGAGACUGCAGAGACUGCCAAAGCGCGACUGCUCGGUGCUCUUUCUAAAAACCGGAUGAUGAUGUGACGCCGUCAUGGAGACAUCACAAGCGUCAGAGUAUGAAAGAUAUGUGUGCCUAUGGCGAGCGGCCCGGCGUCUGGAGCAAGCAAUUCAGGAGGACGAUGCCAGCACAGUGGCCGUCAUCAUUGCUACGUACGCCGCCAAACUCAUGGUUCAGCAAACCAAGAACAGGAGCAUCGAUAGCGCUCCGGAGCGGGACGCCUGCUGGAUCCCGUCGGCCCUGCAGCAGCCGCUCCAGCUGGCAGUGGAGGCAUGCGCCCACUCAGUGGUCCGCCUGCUGCUGGCCAAGGGGUUCGAUCCGAACACGGGACAGCUGAGACCAGACGCCGCCGGCGAGUGGGGCAUCUCGUUAGACGGCGAACCGCCGCCGCCGCCGCCGCCCCCGCCCCCGCCCACCGAGCCACCUGAGACGGCCGAGACGCCGCAGCGGCGCCCAUCGGAGCCGCGCUCGGAACUAACCCGCUCCGAGUCGUCAGUCCGGUCAUCGACACCGGAACGGGAGCCGCACGAGCGGACUGUGGGCGUGCGCUUCAAGUUGUCGGAGCGGCAGUCGCGGUUGGAGUCAGCCGAGAGCACAGUGCUGGCCAAGGAGCCGCACCCGCGCGCGCUGGCCACACUCCAACAGAACAGCUCGUUUCUGAGGGACCUCGUAGUCCGCAUCAGCCCGCGGGCGCUGUUCGCCGAGCCUGCUGAGCCAGUUCGCCGGGCCGCUGACGAUCUACCGCGGCCGGUGCGUCCUCCGCUGCGCGUCAACAAGAGCCUGGCAGCGCCGCUAACGACGCUGCGCUCGCGGGACGGCGAGCAGGGGACGUUCAGCGCCGUGUACGGCUCUCCGGCCUACCUGCGCCGCCUGCCGCCGCUGUUUUCAGCCGUGGUCGCCGAGGAUGCCGAGUCGGUGGCCGAGCUGGUCGGAUACGGCGCCGAUGUGAACGUGACGGAUGAGUUCGGCAACACACCGCUGCAUGUGUGCGUGUGUCGCGCCGCGCCCGACGAGGACUGCCUGCACGAGCUGGUCGAGAUGGGCGCCACUGUGUACCGGGCCAACAACAGCGGCGUGUGUGCCGCCCAGCUGUACCCGCCGCUAGCCGGCCUGCAGGCGCACGUGGUCGAGUGUCUGGUCGGGGCGCUGGCGCUGCAGGCGGCCCGACUGGCGGACGAGGCGAGCCGAGAGCCGCGCGCCGCUGCACAGCUCGGUCUCAUCCGGCGGCUGCACUGCCGCGGCAUCUCACGGCUCUUCGCCAGGGAGAAGGGCAGGGAGGAACCGGCGAGCAGCGGCGCCGCCAGCCGCUCCUCGGCCGAGACCAGCCCGCGAUCGGCGCGAGGCUCCGUGCGCAGCCGCAGCGGCAGUGUUCGCCGAGACAGGGAGCACAGGGAGCACCGGGAGCACCGAGAUGACGCCGACAACAAUGCCAAGACGGAGAUGGACGCCAGUCAGCGGUCCCAUCAGCUCCUCCAGCACCUUCGGCAGUUCUCCUCUGUCGACGGGCCGCCGCCGGAGGAGGACCCGGACCGCUGUCUGGACAGUUUGGCAGUCAUCUCUCAGAAUCCGGAGGUGCUCUACCACGUACUGGGCCAUCUGCGAGCCGAGCUAACGCCAAUCAUCGAGUGGCUGGAACAGGUCACCGAUAAGAAGACGCACCGCAAACUCUCCAAAGUUCUGCAUACGCUCCUCAAGACGGCCGUGUCUCACUUCUCGCUGCCGGCGCACGGUCGGGAGCUGACCCGGUGUCUGCGCCAGCUGAUCACCAUGGCGGCAGAGAUGGUGCAGGGCUCGCAGGACCUGCAGUUCACGGCGCUGAACCUGAUGAACCGCGUGGUGGAUCACACGGUGACCCGUGACGGUGUCAGUGGCGCCCCGGAGACCGAGAGUCACAGGGAGAGCCCUGCACCGGAGCUGAGCUCAGAGAGUCGCCGGGGGCUGUGGCAGCAGCACCUUCUUGACAAUCCGUCCGGACCAGAGCGACCGCGGGUCGGGCUCGAACGCGAACCAAAUGUCACCGAUGCUUUGUGCAGUGUGCCAGCCAGAACUUUGGUGAACGUCAUGCACAACGCCAUCACGCUGCACAAGCGGAUUGUCAUGGGGAAGAAGGAGCGAUGCACUCCCAGCGUAAGGGUGCAGGAGUGCCAGCCGCACUGUCUGCAGAUCCUGAGCGCCCGGCUGCUGCUCUACUUGUCCCACAGCAGCUCGUACCGGGUCUCACUGGUGGAGGAGACACAGCUGAGACUGCUGGUCUCCUCCCUGGAUACCACGCAUGACCCGCAACUGCUGUGUCUGUCACUGCAAAUAAUGGCCAACCUGGCGCUGGACCCGGUGAACCACGACGCCCUGCUGGCUACCGAGCUCGUGGAUAGCCUGAUACAGCUCAUUCUACCGUCGGACGAAUGGUACUACACCAACCACAGUACGAUGUUUGCUCGCUUUGUCAAGCACCACGCCGCCCGUGUGAUGGUCUACAUCGGACUGCAGAACCGCAUCAACCAGCGAACCAGCGUCUUUGACCUGCUCCAAAGUCCAGUCCCGCUGUCACCCGUGAACGGCUCGUUGGAGGAUCGGUACAUCGUCUCCACUUCUGUGGCGCCCCUCACUGUGUCUAGCUCCGACAACAAGCACAUCCUGGGCGUUUCCAUCGAAGGCGCCACGCUCAGCAUCCUGGAGUACUUCGAGGACGGCCUGUCUCUGUCGGGAAUGACACCGGUCGGCGGAAGAUUUACAAUGGAAGAAGACGUGCUGAUCCGCCUGCACCGGCCGGGGAAGCACGGACCGGAGGUGUCACCGCCGUCCCGACUCACCAGCUGCAUGCUGACCGGCCUGCCGUUCGCGCUGCACCCCAUCAUCUUCGUGCGGCUGCUGCUGCACCGGCUGAUGACCUCGUUCUUCCACCUGCAGAAGUGGCAGAGCUCUCUGCUCCGCUCCAGCUGUUCCACCCUCCCCUCCCCUGAUCCUGCCGCGCGGCCGCCGCGACCCCACCAGGACUCCAUCAGCUCCGGAGACGGUAUCGAUGUGACACGAUUUCGGAGGAAGUGUUCGGCCGAGGGUGACGGACUAAGGACGCUGAGUCGGGAGGAGAGAAUUGACGCCUAUAAGAGCUGGAGUCGUAACUCGCGCCAGCAGGCAUCGUCAGAGACAGGCUCGUCGUCGCAGAGUGGCCCCCGCGCGCUAGCCGCCGGAGGGACCACCGGAUCGAGUGCCGCGUCACGGGACACGGACAAGUGCCGAGAGCCGCUGGCGUUCAACUUCCCCUUCACGAGCAUGUGGCGCAAGAAGAACCACUGCAAGUCGAACCCGGACUUCCACGGCGCCGGCGGCACCAGCUCCAUCGAGGACAUCCGCGCGUUUCAGAAGGAGCUCCAGAACCUGCCAAACUGGGAGGGCACCGGCUAUGUCGUGAACGAGCCGGGCGUCUGCUGUUCACCGCGACCCCGCUCCCGCUCCGUGCCAAAGGUCACAUUUGACUUUUCGCCAAACUUUCUCGCGCCUUGCACCUUCCCGGUGCCAACUCGGGGCGGCAGUCCGGACGGCUGGUCGGCCGGCGCCGACUCGCCGCUGCCCCGCUCUCAGUCGUACGUGGGCUACCACCUGCUGCCAGACUCGCCGAUGCUCAGCCCGGUGCCCCCAGCCGGCCCGGCCAGCCCCGGUCUGGCCAGCUCCCCCCUGUCGCCGCACCUGCUGUCGCCCGUGCAGCCGGACGUGGGCCGCAGGACUCCCUCCUGGAGCCGCCCCUGCUCGCGGUACGACUCGCCGGCCAGCGCGGUGCGGGAGAUACCGCGACAGCACCGCGCCGUCCUCAGCACCAUUGAG
Messenger RNA from Amphibalanus amphitrite, 3955 nucleotides. RefSeq lists its product as uncharacterized. Lineage: Eukaryota; Metazoa; Arthropoda; Thecostraca; Balanomorpha; Balanidae. Gene Ontology annotation, molecular function: protein binding. The transcript is spliced from 16 exons. The record is from RefSeq and is a predicted model, not a curated record. The annotation marks the transcript as partial.